Messenger RNA from Racocetra persica, 626 nucleotides. Lineage: Eukaryota; Fungi; Glomeromycota; Glomeromycetes; Diversisporales; Gigasporaceae. The record is from the annotation of a GenBank genome assembly.
AUGUAUAAUUGUUCCAUGAUACCUGACCAGGGCAGCAAUCUUCAAGGGUGGGUGUUAGCAAUUGCUGCCGGUUUUGCUUGUUGUAUAGGAGCCUCCGCAGUCUUUUCAGAACACUUUAUUCCAAAGUUAAAGGGUGUUAAACAAAAGCAAAAUUUAAAUUUUAUGGUUGCAUCAUUUGCACUCGGAUCAGGACUGUUUUCAAGCUUUUUUACCUUGUUACCUGAGUCAAAGAAAAACUUUAAGGCUGGUGAAAGUGAAACCUCCAGUGGACACUCUAGUUUCUACAUGAUCGCCUUUUACUUCUUGGGCGUUGUUGGAUCUACUUUGAUCAAUCGUCUGAUUCAUCAUUUCGCGGCGGACUUUCACCAUCAUCACCACCACAAUGAUACUCCAAUACGCAAAAUUUCAAAAAAGAAUAGUUUAAUUCUUAAUGAAAAUUCGCCUUUGUUAAAAAAUCACUUGGAUGAACGCACUGAUGAUAUAUCUAAAAUUCGUGAUUUCAAUGAGGCUGACAGCUCAGACAGGCACGCCAUUUUUGUGGAUAGUGACACUGAUGAAUGUUCCAAUUCUUCUGACCAUCACGACCUUCAAAAUCCGCAUUCAAAGCCCGAUCAUGAAAAUGCAAA